GCACGCCACUGGUUCUGGCAAUGUCGUUUUAGAGGGGUAUCCAAUAUACUGAAAUAAGUGGCUCUCUGCUAGCUUCCAAUCUAGUCUACCGUGGCGGGAUGGAAGUUCCUUCCAUCUUGGUUCUGACUCCUUGCUAAGAAGCCGGGUAGUGUUGAGGAAAAAAAACAUAUAUAGAAUUUUAGAUAAAUUGUAAAAGGUUAUCGGAGUUGCUAUGUGUCGUUUUAUCGGAUAUUUCUAUAUAUAAGUUGUCUACGGAAUGAACUAGGGGAAUGGCGUGUGCCUACCUAUACAAGGCUAUUGACUACUUGACUUACAAAAUUUGGAGAUUCUGAUAUGUAGUUAUGCUGAUUAAAUGUUCUAGAUUAGCAAAACUGUGCUUUAAACAAGUACCCGUUCAAGGAACUCCUCGAGCUUAUGUUCGUUCUUUCGUGAGCAGCCUUGUGCAUAAUAAAAUGGCAGUACCUAGUCGUGCCCGAGUUUAUGCCGAUGUUAAUUCGCACAAACCACGAGAAUAUUGGGACUACGAAAGCUACGUUGUGGACUGGGGCCAACAGGACGAUUACCAGUUGGUCAGGAAGCUAGGAAGAGGGAAAUAUAGCGAAGUUUUCGAAGCCGUCAAUGUUACGAACAAUGAGAAAUGUGUAGUCAAAAUAUUAAAGCCAGUGAAGAAGAAGAAAAUUAAACGAGAAAUCAAGAUAUUAGAGAAUUUACGUGGAGGUACAAAUAUUAUUACUCUUGAGGCUGUUGUGAAAGAUCCGGUAUCAAGAACACCAGCGCUUAUUUUCGAACACGUCAAUAACACAGAUUUCAAGCAGCUUUACCAAACGCUUACAGACUUCGAUAUUCGUUACUAUUUAUAUGAGUUGCUCAAAGCUUUGGAUUAUUGUCACAGUAUGGGUAUUAUGCAUAGGGAUGUUAAACCACAUAAUGUAAUGAUUGAUCAUGAAAAUAGAAAGUUAAGGCUAAUUGAUUGGGGUUUAGCAGAAUUUUAUCAUCCAGGACAAGAAUACAAUGUAAGGGUCGCUUCUAGGUACUUUAAAGGACCUGAACUGCUUGUAGACUACCAAAUGUAUGAUUAUUCAUUAGAUAUGUGGUCAUUGGGAUGUAUGUUAGCUUCAAUGAUAUUUAGAAAAGAGCCUUUCUUUCAUGGCCAUGAUAAUUACGACCAAUUAGUCCGUAUUGCCAAAGUCCUAGGAACUGAAGAGCUUUUCGAAUACCUUGAUAAAUACCACAUAGAACUAGACCCAAGGUUUAACGACAUUUUAGGAAGACAUUCCCGUAAGAGGUGGGAGCGAUUCGUGCAUAAUGAAAACCAGCACCUAGUUUCGGCGGAAGCGUUAGACUUUUUGGAUAAACUGUUGCGUUACGAUCAUCUAGAGCGUCUCACCGCACGUGACGCCAUGGAUCACUCCUAUUUCUACCCUGUUGUUAAGGAACAGUGCCGCAUGAUGUCAACAGUAUCUUCAUCCCCUACUCCACUUACAGGCAAUCUGUCUGUUGUAGGAGUAGGUGAGUAGCUACCAGAUGAGCCAGCGUCUCCCGUUGGAUCACCGUCGGAUAUUCCUGGUUCUCCUAAGCUCAUUUCAAUGCGUUCAUCAGCUUUCUUUACUAACCUUGACUCUUCUACAACUCCUACACCUACAUGAAUUCAGAAAUCCUAAACCAAGAGUACCGCGUUUUAGUUACACUUUUUGAGACAAUUGUUGAGUUAGAGUGCAGUGCAAAUUUUGGGAAUAUAUCACACAACUUUAGUUAUAUUCUAUUUGGGGUCUUAUUUUUAUCGCAAGAUUUUACACUACACUCUUUCGGCCCUAGGGGUAUAAAUAUUAUUUUCGAGAAUUUAAAGGUGUGCAUAUUGUAAAGUUUUAUAGCAUGUUAUGAGUCAUCUGUGAUUAUAUUAGCAAUUUUAUGUUUCUGUAUAUUGUGUGAGUUGUAAUUCAUUUCUUAAUUGUAUGCUUAGCUCCAGUAGAAAUUCUGAUGCUUUAUGAUCCACGAUGCCUAAGUUUGAGAUUAACUACUUUACCCUUAGAUUGUUAACUAACUGUUCUGCAAUAAAAUGGUUAACGACAAUUAAUUUGGAGCAAUUUUAUUUUACAAUUUGCACAUUUCAUUUGGUCAUCCAACAAUCAAAUUCUAAAUAUAUCUGUUUUAUAGAACGCUUAUCUAAAUAUAAGAGUUACUCAACUAGCUUGAUAAGCUCAUUUCUUCUUACUUUAAUCAUUCACACGUAUCACGGCGUAUUUAGUUAAAUUGUGUUCCUAAUUCACAUAACAUUUCUAAUUUUUUCAAUGUAGUUUCUUUAGUAGGUAAUUAAAAAUGUAUACAUCAGUUUUCACAUUGCUAACAUAAGUUGAUUAAAUAGAAAUAUCAAAAUUCGAAAUACCAUUACAAAAUGUGUAUAUUGUAAAGUUUUAUAAAAUGUGUUACUGAUUAAUCUGUGAUUAUAGUAGCAAUUUUUUACACAAAGUUGUAAAUUUCAUUUCGCCAUCUUUGGUUCCCUAAUAUAUAGCAUCGUAAAUUUUAGAGAAAUUGUGAAAUUUGAAGCUUUACAAAAUCAUUCCAACGUUCUUCAGGCCACUGUGUAUAUCGUGCUAUAAAUUAGGCAUCUGCAAUCUUAUUAAUUGAUUACUUUUAUUGACAACCGGAUAUUUCUGUUUGUAAAUAUUUUGUAAUGUAAUAUAUUAGUGGAUUACAUAUGUGUACAUUGAAAA
Molecule: messenger RNA, 2711 nt
Organism: Tribolium castaneum (red flour beetle)
Lineage: Eukaryota; Metazoa; Arthropoda; Insecta; Coleoptera; Tenebrionidae
Gene: CkIIalpha
Product: casein kinase IIalpha
Exons: 8
Coding region: 342-1517 (391 amino acids)
Biological process (GO): peptidyl-serine phosphorylation; peptidyl-threonine phosphorylation; regulation of cell cycle
Cellular component (GO): cytosol; nucleus; protein kinase CK2 complex
Molecular function (GO): protein serine/threonine kinase activity; ATP binding
Source: RefSeq, a predicted model, not a curated record